ACUAGGCUACUGAUAGUAUAGUAAACCGCUUAUCUGUUUAUCAGCUUAUCUCGAUGAGAAGCACAACUUGUCUACAGAAAAAAGUUACAUUAGUUGGGGCUGAAAGAAAAAUCAAUUGCAACUUUUCGACUCUGUUUCCAUUUGUAAAAAUGAAGGUGAUUGUGAACUUGUGAACUGUUAUGGCUGAGUCAAAGAAAACUUCGUCGUGCCCAAUAACUUUUAUCAAGGAAACCGGUACCAGUUACAUGAAAAAUGAUGUGCUUGGUAAAGGCAGUUAUGGUAUUGUUUUUCGUGGUUAUCAUCAAGACAAAGAAGUAGCUGUCAAAAGACUCGAGUUACACAGACUAGAUGUAAAGGACCGUGAAAUCAAGUUUCAAAUAAAAUUUGAGCAUGAAAACGUUCUCAAAAUUUUAGCAGCUGAAGAGGAUGAAAUUUUCAGAUACAUCGUCCUAGAAUUGUGUGCAGGGACACUCGAAGAAGUGAUUGCCAAAAAGUAUCAAGGUCCAGCGCUGUCAACCGACAUAGAAGUCAUGUACCAAAUUGCCAACGGCCUUGAAUACAUGCACUCGGAAAAAGUGAUUCACCGCGACAUCAAACCGGAAAACAUUUUGAUUUCCUUGAAAGGUCACAUGAAAUUAUCGGAUUUCGGGUUAAGUAAAGAAAUCAGCACACGAGACACCUGUUCCAUGAGUGGAACUAAAGGGACUCUUCUGUGGAUGGCGCCUGAAUUACGUGGCAAUAACGAACACAUCAAAGCAACACCGAAAUGUGACGUUUUUUCAAGUGGUUGCGUCUUUUUUGAAUUCCUCGUGCGAGAAAAUGGGGUGGUUCACCCGUUUGGAGAUACGGUUGACCAUAUCGAAGUACAGCUCAAUAUUCGCCAGGGUAAACCAGUAAAUAUGGAGAGGUUGCUUCAUUGUAAUCAUUUUGAAGAUAUUAAAAGUCUUAUUAAAGGAAUGAUUGAAUGUGAUCCAGAAAAGAGAAUGACUUCAACAAAAGUAAAAAAAUGGCUCAUUAAUUUAAUCUGUCAACACACGCAAGGAGAGAGGGGAGAGAGGAAGCUCCCUGACUUUUUCUCCAAGGUUCAUGUCACGACCAACAUAGAGAACGAGGUAUUAAAAACCACACCUCAAUCAUUAUCAGAAUAUAUUUGUCAUAGUACCGCCCGAUCUGGAUCUGGCAUCGUGCCCAAGGAAAAUGAUAAGACCUAUUCCAUUGAAAUACAAGAAGAACUGGGAAAAGGAACUUACGGCAAAGUGUACAAAUGCAAGUAUACUGAUGGAAAUGGAAACGUAUUCCCGGCUGCUUGCAAGAAGUACAAUCCAAAGCCAGAAGCCGAGGGCGUGUUUAAGAGAGAAAUUGAGACCCUUCGUAAACUAGAUCACUUGUCCAUCGUCAAAUAUCUUGAUGCCGUCGAAAAGGGUCCAGCAAAAAUCAUUGUGAUGGAGUUGUGCGAGGGAUCUUUAAAGGAUUACUUCGAAGGGAAGUUAAAAUGGAUCCCUAAAGACUCCCUAGAUGAAAAGAUCCUUGUGAGACAAGUCAUUCUUGGUCUCGCUUACAUUCACAACAAGGGAAUAAUUCACAAGGAUUUGAAACUGGAAAAUAUUCUCCUCAAGCGCCACUCCCCUCGUUUGGUUUUAGCCAAAAUUGCCGAUUUCGGAUUCGCUAUAGAACUGGAACGGGGCAAAACCGAAUUCAGUGAGACUUCGCAUCCCGGCACAGAGACUUACAUGGCACCCGAACUUCUCAAUGCUCCCGAAGACGCCUACCCAGCCUCUUUCGCUAGCGAUGUUUACGCUUUGGGGAUUACAAUUGCGCGGAUUGUACUCAAAGGAAAACAUCCUUUCAGUUCUAAUAAAACCUGGCGAAACAUAUCAAUGAUUAAAGGUCUGGUUCCACCAAAUCUUCCAAACCUAAGUUGGGAUCUGAUUGACUUGAUUCUCAAGUUAGUCGACAAAGAUCCUGGAAAACGCCCUGAUAUGUUCCAAGUGUUGCUUCAUCCUUAUUUCGUCCUGCAGGACAACCGCAAAAUGAAAUGAACUACACUGUGUGUAUGCUCCUUCGUGAAUGCAACAAAAGUAGGAUCAGUAUUGGCGAAAAAGUUUUGUGUAUUUCGAGUUUUAUCUUUCAGAAUUGAUUCCUAUUACACUCUACAAUACCAGACAUUUUUAAACUGAAAAUAGAACUCGCAAUACAAAUUGUUCUAAAGCAAAAAA
Molecule: messenger RNA, 2216 nt
Organism: Daphnia pulex (common water flea)
Lineage: Eukaryota; Metazoa; Arthropoda; Branchiopoda; Diplostraca; Daphniidae
Product: serine/threonine-protein kinase/endoribonuclease IRE1-like
Exons: 6
Coding region: 180-2039 (619 amino acids)
Biological process (GO): protein phosphorylation; intrinsic apoptotic signaling pathway in response to endoplasmic reticulum stress; IRE1-mediated unfolded protein response
Cellular component (GO): IRE1-TRAF2-ASK1 complex
Molecular function (GO): protein serine/threonine kinase activity; RNA endonuclease activity; ATP binding
Source: RefSeq, a predicted model, not a curated record